CUCUCCCCUCCUCUCUAUCCGUUCUCUCUCUCCGACCGAUGGAGCAGGGCGAGCGGCGGCUGGCAAAAGCGGGCGACAGGCGGGACGGAGCGGCUGGCCGGUGGAGCAGGGCGGGGCUGCAUCGGGCGUCGCGACGGACCUCGCCGCGGGGCCGGGGCUAGCCGCCGCCGCCGCCGGCAAUCCGAAUGACGAUGGGGGAGAUGGAGGCCGCCAUCGCCGCCCUCCCCGCGAAGAAGGAGGCGCUGCAGGAGAAUGGCUGGCCGCAGGGAAUCCUCCAGUUCACCCACGGCGCUGCUUCUGCUUCUGCUGUUGCUGUUUCUGCAUCAUCUUGCCCUGUUAAAAAGACACAGUGCCCUUGUUCUUUCGCAAUUGCAACUAGCAUCUCCUUCUCUACUUCUACUCACUUCACACCUCAGCUCAGCUCAUCUCCUGUCAUCUCAGCUCAGCUCAGCUCAGAGAGAGAGAGAGAGAGCUGCAGGUGUGAGCUGAUCACCAGGAAGCAGAGGCUUUUUUCAGAUUACAGUUAUAUAUCUGAAACAACCAGAUUCAGAAUCAAUCAGCAAAGACAGGCGCCGCGGAAGCCACCGAGGCCGGAAAGGACGACGAUGAUGGCGAUGGCGAUGGCGGAGGAUGGGUCGGCGUCGUGGUUUCAGUACUCAGAGGAGAUGCUCCUGCCGAUGCCGCCGACGCCCUUCUGCACAACGCCGGCAGUCGCCGCCGUCUGCGCUCUAUGGCCCCGCGUGCCGCGGACCUGACCUAGCCCGCUGUCCCGCGUGUCGAUACCCGGGGGGGGGCCGGACUCAAGGGAUUCAUUCUUUUUCGCACUAAUGGAGGACAUGAAUUCUGGGCAAAUUAUCUAUGUUACAGUCUAUUAAAAAAAGGACUUCUAAUAAGAAAUUCUUCUGCUAAAGAAUAGGCUCGCCUAUAAAUAGAAGCUUCGGCGCACUCUAUAUUUUGCGGGACAAGAAAGAAAGAGUCAAAGCCAUGGAUAUCGCUGCAAGACUAUCAGCGAUUCCUCAAGAAAUCGCUGAUAUAGAAAACACUAAGCUCGAACUAGAGCAAAUGCUGGGUGUCCUCGGGGAGCCUUUAUUUCUGGCUUUCGUCGAUCCAGCAGUGAUCAUACAAGAUGAUAUAGUUCUUGUUCAGAACCAAAUCCGCAUUCUUGAAAACAGGAAGAAGGCGCUGCUGGAAGAACAGCAAUCGCUCAUCGUGAUGGCUGCCCACCACGGUGACUAAAAUAGAAAAAGGUAGUUACUCGUCUAUCUCAACGUAAAUGAACGAAGUCACUUAAGGCUUCCUACUACUACUGCUCCUUCUUACUUAUUUUCCUUAAAUCAUAAUAUCUGACUAUCAAUACUUGUAUAUAAUGAAAUAAAACAUGGUGUCCAACUUAGUGGUAAGGAUUAUUACUAAUUAUUUCCACUAGUGUUGGUGAAAUAUGUAUAUACAGGUAUUUUGAGAAGAAAACACAUCCGUCGAGCGACAAACUGCACCUCUGUGCAUUCAGGAUACAUUUACACGUAUUGGAGGCCCCAUAAGUCAAUUAAAAAACUGCAAAUGGGCCCAACCAUCAUGCCAAUGGGCUGAGGGUCUCAAAAUUAGUGUCCAGGAGGAAAAACAGGUCCAACGGAGCCCUCCUGGGUUCGGCCGAACCACUUAUGAGGCUGUUGAUCGCGAGAUUCGACGUGGACGGCCCUGAUUACUUCCUGAUGGUGGUUCCGGGGUAGCUUGGUUAUUUCGCAUAGGCUGUAACAGUCAUACCUGCCUAUAAAAGGAGGAGCCUACUCUCAUUUCCAACACACAACUUUGAGCUGAAUUACAAGAGACUCUAUUGUAUCUUUUGUUCAUUAGAAUAAGGUAGAGAGUGAGGGGAAGCUCUCGAGGAGUGCCCGGAAGUUUGGCGCUCAUCCGACUUCUACCUCGAUGAGUGUAGCUUCUUAGGAGGAAUUCCGGAGGAGUACCGGAGCUGUCGGUACACUCUGCUCCAGGUUCGGAGAACUUCUUCUAUAAAGUAAGUAUUCGUGUUC
Molecule: messenger RNA, 2027 nt
Organism: Oryza sativa Japonica Group (Japanese rice)
Lineage: Eukaryota; Viridiplantae; Streptophyta; Magnoliopsida; Poales; Poaceae
Source: RefSeq, a predicted model, not a curated record